Molecule: messenger RNA, 2122 nt
Organism: Drosophila navojoa
Lineage: Eukaryota; Metazoa; Arthropoda; Insecta; Diptera; Drosophilidae
Gene: twin
Product: CCR4-NOT transcription complex subunit 6-like twin
Molecular function (GO): protein binding; 3'-5'-RNA exonuclease activity
Source: RefSeq, a predicted model, not a curated record
AGAGCGUGUGCAAGAGAUAUGCGAAAAGAGAAAAGUUUGUCGCAGCUAAGUCACGAAUAUAAGGAAAAAUAGUUGCCAGCAAAAGAAAGAAUAUUAUUUUUAAAACAGAACCAUAUAAAGUGGCUGGAAAAGCACAUAAGAAAUUUUAUUGUGUUUAGACGCUUAAAUCAUCAGGCGGUUAUUAUGAAAGGAACAAGCAAUUACUAUAAAAUGUCUCGUAACAAAGACAAAUAUGACAGCGCGAAUAGACGGCAGCAGAUAUUUCUGUCUGCCGAGGAUAUUGCCGCUGGCAAGAAGACAAAUUGGACUGGGCUCGAAAUAACAGGUUGCGUGCGUAAUAUCAGUCCCACAUUGUGGGAGUUUGAGCAUCUGACAGCCCUCUAUCUGAAUGACAACCAGCUGCUCCGACUGCCAGCGGAUGUGGGCAUGUUGGUUAAUCUGCGUACACUUGACUUGUCCAGCAACAAGUUACGCAGCCUGCCCGCUGAACUGGGCGAGCUCAUACAGCUGAGAGAGCUGUUAUUAAACAAUAACUUUUUGCGAGUGCUGCCAUAUGAACUUGGCAAGCUGUUUCAUCUGGUCAUCCUCGGACUGAUGGGCAAUCCCCUGCAAAAGGAGUUCAUGAAUAUCUAUAAUGAGCCAAAUGGAACGACGAAAUUGUUGAAUCACAUGCUGGACAACUUAUCAUUUACCGUCAAUCCACCGCCCCAGAGGCCAUGGCUGCCGCUCGCUAAGCCCAACAAAUCGCGACCAGCCUGCAUAUUUACGGUUAUGUGUUACAAUGUGCUAUGUGAGAAAUAUGCGACGCGGCAAAUGUACGGAUAUUGUCCAUCGUGGGCACUGGACUGGCAGUAUCGGAAGAAAUCUAUUAUCGACGAAAUAAGGCAUUAUGCGGCGGACAUUAUUAGCUUGCAGGAGAUCGAGACUGAACAGUUCUAUCACUUUUUCCUGCCCGAGCUGAAGAACGAUGGAUACGAGGGCAUCUUCUCGCCCAAGUCGCGUGCCAAGACAAUGUCGGAAAUUGAAAGAAAAUAUGUUGACGGAUGUGCGAUAUUCUUCCGAACAUCAAAAUUUACGUUGAUCAAGGAGCACCUAAUUGAAUUCAAUCAGCUGGCCAUGGCCAAUGCGGAGGGCUCGGACAACAUGCUAAAUCGUGUGAUGCCCAAAGACAACAUUGGUCUGGCCGCCCUGCUUAAAGUGAAGGAGACGGCCUGGGAGCCAAUGUCCGAGGUAACGCAGAUCUCACAGCCGCUGCUCGUGUGCACCGCCCACAUACAUUGGGAUCCCGAAUUCUGUGACGUAAAGCUCAUACAGACCAUGAUGCUGAGCAAUGAACUGAAGACGAUCAUUGACGAAGCCAGCCACAGUUUCCGGCCUGGCCACAAAAACGACUCAAACAGUGUUCAGUUGCUGCUUUGCGGCGAUUUCAAUUCGUUGCCGGACUCGGGCGUGGUGGAGUUCUUGGGCAAGGGGCGUGUUGCAAUGGAUCAUUUAGACUUCAAAGACAUGGGCUACAAGCUGUGCCUGCAACGGUUACUCUCAAACGACACCAAUGAGUUUACGCAUUCCUUUAAGCUUGCCUCGGCCUAUAGCGAGGACAUUAUGCCGCAUACCAACUAUACGUUCGAUUUUAAGGGCAUCAUCGAUUAUAUUUUCUACACUAAGACCGGAAUGGUACCGUUGGGCCUGCUGGGACCUGUUUCCACUGACUGGCUGCGCGAAAACAAAGUGGUCGGCUGUCCGCAUCCACAUAUUCCCUCCGAUCACUUUCCACUCCUGGUUGAACUGGAGCUAAUGCACACUGCCAGCCAGCAGGCGCCACCAAAUGGGCUGAUCAAUCGACGGUAGCAAUAGACACGGCGCGGUAGGCCAACGAAUAUGGUGGUAACAACGACAACAACCACCAUUCGGACAGCCUCCGGGAGUGGCGGAACGCUGCAGUUCAGUUAUCCGGGAUGCAGCAACAGCGGCAACAGCAACAGCAGAAACUCCAGCAACAAUCAAAACAAUAGCAAUAGCAACAACAACAAUAACAGCAACAGCAGCCACCGCCCAGCCACCCAUGGAUCAAUACGGAAACCGCAAACCACGCCAACCAUCGGAUGAGUCCAAAUUGGGAAGA